This is a messenger RNA of Prunus armeniaca (apricot), 282 nucleotides long. The record is from the annotation of a GenBank genome assembly. Lineage: Eukaryota; Viridiplantae; Streptophyta; Magnoliopsida; Rosales; Rosaceae.
AUGGACAAGAGCAUGAUAGGAGAUCUGGAUUCCCUUCCAGAGGAAGACAAGCUCAGAAUGGCCACUAUGAUCGAUCAGCUCCAGAUCCGCGACAGUUUGAGGAUGUAUAACUCACUUGUCGAGAGAUGCUUCACUGAUUGCGUCGAUACCUUCAAGCACAAAUCGUUGCAGAAGCAAGAGGAAACCUGUGUCAGGCGAUGCGCUGAGAAGUUCCUAAAGCAUUCAAUGCGUGUUGGCAUGAGGUUUGCAGAGCUCAACCAGGGAGCUGCAACACAAGAUUAG